Molecule: messenger RNA, 2754 nt
Organism: Vicugna pacos (alpaca)
Lineage: Eukaryota; Metazoa; Chordata; Mammalia; Artiodactyla; Camelidae
Source: RefSeq, a predicted model, not a curated record
AUGAUCAGUGCCACUCUGCCAGGAACCCCAACUCCCAGACAGGUUCAUAUUGUUGCCCUGGGGGCACACACCAAGAGUGUCCGGGGGCCCCGGGACGUGCGAAGGAAGUGGCUGAGAGCUGCUGUCCUGGGAGCCUGCACCUCGCUCGCUGCUCUCCUGCUCUGGGGCAGCCUAGGGGGCGAGGAUGGCAUCACUGAGGUCCUAGCUCUCCGAAGUGAGGUCCUGCCAGGCAGGUUCAUCGAGGUGCCCUGCUCCGAGGACUAUGACAGUCACCGAAGGUUUGAAGGCUGCUCCCCGAGGAAGUGUGGCCGGGGCAUCUCCGAUGCUGUCAUCACCAGGGACGAAGCCCGGAGGAUUCGCAGCGUAGCCGAGAAGGGGCUCUCCCUCGGAGGAUCCGACGGAGGGGCGUCCAUCCUGGACCUGCACUCUGGGGCCCUGUCUGUCGGGAAGCACUUUGUGAACCUGUACAGGUAUUUUGGGGAUAGAAUACAAACUGUCUUCUCAGGAGAGGACUUCCAGUUGUACCGGGACGUGCGGCAGAAGGUCCAGCUGGCGAUCGCCCGGGCGUUUGGCAUCAGCGCGUCCUCGCUGUACCUGACAAAGCCCACCUUCUUCUCCCGCAUCAACAGCACGGCGGCCCGGACGGCCCACGACGAGUACUGGCACGCGCACGUGGACAAGGUGACCUAUGGGUCCUUUGACUACACCUCACUGCUGUACCUCUCCGACUACCUGGACGACUUUGGCGGCGGGCGGUUCGUGUUCAUGGACGAGGGGGCCAACAGGACGGUGGAGCCAAGAGCAGGUCGGGUGUCCUUCUUCACCUCGGGGUCCGAGAACCUGCACCGGGUGGAGAAGGUCCGCUGGGGCACGCGCUACGCCAUCACCAUCGCCUUCACCUGCAACCCCGACCACAGCAUCGCAGACCCCGCGCUCACAUAGCCGGGCCUGCCCACAUCGCUCGCCGGGAAGCAGCUCCCGUGGGCACGCCCGCUCCCACCCGCUCAGCCCGCUCCCACCGAACAAGGUGCCUUACAAAUCACCCCAAGUUUUGAUUUGCUAACAUUCGGUCAUUUUUCAUCUGAGAGUAAAUGGAGGGGAGCAGCUCAUCCUCCCAAGAUCAGUGGUUGCCUGCUGCGCCGAACUCGGGGCUGGGAGCCAGCAGCCGCCACGCCCUCCGUCCUCAGGAAGAGCCCCUGUGCCCCGGGGGGAUGCCCUGCCCGUCAGCAGAUGGAGGGUCAUCCUGGCCACUGAGGACCAACCUGAGUGUGGAUGGAGCCAGGUAGGGCCAGCAGCCUCCGCUCACGGAAGCAGAACCAGCAACCCUGACACCCUGGGGAAGGUUCUGGGUCAGGCGGUUCUCAGAGCAGCAGCAGGAGGGCUGGGAGAGCUGGUGCUGCUGGGUUCCCAGCAGAGGGGACGUCCGGGCACAUCCGCCAGUGCUGCCAGCCCCCGAGAGCUGCCUGGCACCGUAUUCCUGCCAGCCUGGCUCUGCCGCAUCACCAGCCGGGGUCCAAAUUUGUUCCCAGAGCGGCCAUCCGCCCACUGCCCAGCUGAGGGUCUGUCUGCUCAGGUUCAGAUCUUGGCACCCUCUUCUCGUCCCAGUGCCAUCCCCACCUUUCACAUAAAAGUGAUGGUCAGGGGAGCCAGGAAUAUUAAAUAGACCAGCCUGGGGGAGGCCUGGACAGCAAGGCCCAGGGAGAGGGGCACAUCCAUCAGUCAGCUCCUGCCACGGCCAGGCCAGUCCCAGGGCAGCCCCACAAAGCAACUGGUCUGGAGUUUGGGCACCUCCUGGGAGGAGGGCUGAUCACCCCUCACCCACCGUGCAUGCAAACAGAGCUCCAGGUGUGGCUGUGGGUGCCGGGCCCUCCGGGCCCCCCCGACCCAGCACGGACGUGUGGAUGUGUGGACGUGUGGACGUGUGCACGUGUGCCCCCAGUGGUGGAGGAGGCUGCAGCCUCGGCCACCACAGUCUGCAGCCACAGAGAUGCUCGGGGCUUGUGAAGAGAGGGGCGGCGGUCACGGGUCCUGGGAUGAGCCGUCCUGAGGCCCCUGAGGCUGCACGAGGGUCUGGAAGCCGGGGCCCCCAGCUCUGUGCUGCGGUUUGCUCAAGGUCCCUCCUACACCCUGGGCAACGAUGUGCGGGCCUCAGGGCUGUGAAGGCAGGCGGUGGUGUGGGAUGGGCUCCACCCAGGUCACGGCAGCAGGUUCCAGGAAGGCGGGUCACCCCUCGCCGCGGGAGCCUGUGUCCUGGUUCCCGUUUUUAAAGGACUUGGGUCCAUUUGGGGAGGAUGAAGGCCGGGCUCCGGUAGCCGGAGGGCUGACCUUUGAGGUCGGUGAUGGCUCAGGGAUGUCUCUAGGUUGGAGUGGCUCCUCCGUCCUGCGCAGGAAAAGCUGCCCCACCCCCGGGUUGUCCUCUGGCUUCUCCUGUCUGGACUUCUCAGAGGUUUGUGGCUCUGGUCUAGGGUUGGGACGCUUCAAAUUCUGACAGAGGAAAGCCCCGGGAAGCCUCCCCUUGUUUCAUAACCUUCGAGUUACCUGAAUGACGCCCUCCCCUGGUCUGAGGGUCUGAGGACAGGCAGGCGGCCUCGGGUACUCCCCGUCUAAGGAGGGGGGUCUGAUGAUCGGGUGGUGGGUGACGUGCUUUGGAAGUAAGUAAGGUGUUGGUUUUAAUUGACAUUCUUUGCUACUUACCCUGUUCACAAUAAUCACAGAGGUACUUGGACAAAGAAAUAAAGAUUCGGGUAAAAGCAA